AUGUCUUCCAGAAUAUUAAAAGAACACGAAGAGGAGCGAAUUACUACUGAUAUGUUCCAAGACCUGUUUAGAAUGACAUUACAACGCGAAGAUGAAAACCAAGUCGACGAGGUCGGCGAUCGAGAGCUGAGUCUUUUCGUCACCCAAAACGAUGAAAUUCAACAGUCGAUCUGGAGUGAGAUUCUGGCACCAGAAAAUAGAGGAUUGACAGAUGAAUUCGAUUUCAGAUUCUACGCAAGAUAUCCGACCGAUACAAUCGAAGCCCUUGGUGAAAGCGUACAUGAAAUUGAAUCCAUUACAAUGCCAUCCAGAAUCAUUCCUGGUUUCGGCCAGGGUGCACGACCCAACAUACCUAUCCUGGAAUAUCUCAGACAAUGGCAUCAAGAGCACGAGGAACCUUUUCCCUUUCAUCGUCUGACUCAUUGUAUUAUCGAAGAUCCUACUUGUCACCCCAUGGCCACAGACCACAGACUGUUCUCACCUGAAUAUUGUACAUACGUACGCCAACAAGUCGUAGAAUUUUCCGAGAGGAAAAUCGACGACAUCCUGAAGUCAGGAUUCCCAGAGUUAUUGCUUACUCUCAACGCACGGGACCUGACAGCUGCAGCGAUUGCGAUGCAGAUAUUAGAAGAAGACGGCUAG
Botrytis porri is the source of this 642-nucleotide messenger RNA. RefSeq lists its product as uncharacterized. NCBI's taxonomy places the organism in Eukaryota, Fungi, Ascomycota, Leotiomycetes, Helotiales, Sclerotiniaceae. The transcript has a single exon. Bases 1 to 642 code for a protein of 213 amino acids. The record is from RefSeq and is a predicted model, not a curated record.